This is a messenger RNA of Miscanthus lutarioriparius, 1020 nucleotides long. The record is from the annotation of a GenBank genome assembly. Lineage: Eukaryota; Viridiplantae; Streptophyta; Magnoliopsida; Poales; Poaceae.
AUGGCAAAAGAGAUCAUGGCUGGUGGCGACCAUGGCGAAGGAGACGAGGUGGUGCUUGUGGGAGACGAGGAGGAGGAGGAAGACAUGCUUCCCGGGUUCCGGUUCCACCCCACUGACGAGGAGCUGGUCACCUUCUACCUCCGGCGGAAGGUGGCCGGGAAGCGCCUUAGCAUCGAGAUCAUCAAGGAUUUCGACAUCUACAAGCACGACCCAUGGGAUCUUCCAAAGUCGAGCUCGAUCUCGGGAGAGAAGGAAUGGUACUUCUUCUGCCUGCGGGGGAGGAAGUACAGGAACAGCAUCAGGCCCAACAGGGUCACCGGCUCCGGCUUCUGGAAGGCCACGGGCAUCGACCGCCCCAUCCCUUCCGCCGCCUCCGGCCGCGCCGGCGACCCCAUCGGCCUCAAGAAGUCGCUUGUGUUCUACCGUGGCAGCGCCGGCAAGGGCACCAAGACGGAGUGGAUGAUGCACGAGUUCCGCCUCCCGCCGCGCGCCGAGAGCACCCACACUUCGCCCAGCGAGCAAGAGGCGGAGGUGUGGACCAUAUGCCGGAUCUUCAGGAGGAACUUCACCUACAAGAAGCACCCGCAGCAGCAGGUCGCCGGCAGCAAGGUGUCCGCCGCCGCGGCCGUCGUCGUGCAGCCCGGGGAGUCUAGCUCCGUCACCGGCAGCCUCGAGUCGGACACCGGGGACGAGUACACGAACGACCUGCCACAGCCCCCGCUGCAAGCUCCGGCGGUGAUAGACGACUACGGCUACGGCUACGGCCAGCAGCAGCAGCAGCAGCUUCAGCAGGCCCAGUGGAACAGCCACGCGCUGCAUGCAGUGGCCACGGCGCCGCUGCUGUCACCGACGAUGGCCGCGUUCCACCACGGCGUGCUCAGUAGCCCUGCUGCCGGCGGGCUAGACGACAUGUACUACAAAGAUGGGUCCAGCUGGGACGACAUUGGCAGGAUGGUGAUGGAGCUGACGGACCCCAGCCCCAGUGUGUUCUCCAUCUAUGACACUAGAUCAUAUGCAUAG